AUGCCCAACCAACAACAGCCAUCCUCCCCCACGCCCUCUCUCCUCCUCACAAAGCGCCUAACCGCCUUCCUCAGCGCCAACCUCGGGCCCCAGGUACACACCGCGGUCCUAACGACGCUCUCCGGCAAGCUCCUCGCCCACGCGUCACCCCACUCUCAGCACCCUGCGCACGCAAUGCACCGUCGCCGCUUCCGUUCGUCUACAUUCCCUUCCUCCCCCUCGCUAGUACCUCAUCCGAUGCCCAGCGCCGUGACGAUACAACUCGUAGCCGGGGUCAUGGUUAUCCGACGACUGCGCUGCGGCCUGCUGUUCGUGUGUAUUGGUCCGAGCGCGGGCGCCGAGGGGGCGGGGAGUGACUACGUCACGCAUACCCCGGCGCGGACGGUGCCUCCUGCACAACAGCACCAGUCGAAUUCAAACGAGCCGCAUCUCGCAACGCCGCUUGGAUCGCCGUCGGAAGUUGAAAGCGUGGUUAGUGCCGGAGCCGCGACGACGGCGAGUAUCGCGACUACGACUAGCGUUGCGGCUACGGCGGUGGUGGCUACGCGGCGACAGGCAGAGGAGCUGGCGCGCUGGCUGGAUGAUAAGCUAGGCUCGUUGGGGACUCUGGAGGAGGGAUUAGGAGUCGAGACGAGAUAA
Molecule: messenger RNA, 639 nt
Organism: Daldinia childiae
Lineage: Eukaryota; Fungi; Ascomycota; Sordariomycetes; Xylariales; Hypoxylaceae
Exons: 2
Coding region: 1-639 (212 amino acids)
Source: RefSeq, a predicted model, not a curated record